AUGGCAUGUGCUGAUGGAAGUGGAUCAUUUACGAGUAUCGAUGUGGGCGAUUAUGGUAGGAAUAAUGAUUCAGGAGUAUUUAAAAAUUCUAGACUAGGGCAAGCAUUAAAUAAUAAUAUUUUAAAUAUACCUAAACUUUCUUAUACCUAUUCUUCUUUGAAGAAUUCGGACGAUCAUUUCCUUAUUAUUUUGCAGCUGACGAAGGAUUUCCGUUGUGUAUCUACUGAUAUAAUGCGCCCAUACAAUGGUAGAUCUUUAAACAAUAAUCGUCGAAUAUUUAAUUAUCGACUUUCCCGUGGGCGAAAGAGUGCGUCUUCGUUAUGA
Molecule: messenger RNA, 324 nt
Organism: Parnassius mnemosyne (clouded apollo)
Lineage: Eukaryota; Metazoa; Arthropoda; Insecta; Lepidoptera; Papilionidae
Source: the annotation of a GenBank genome assembly